Dichotomopilus funicola is the source of this 1900-nucleotide messenger RNA. RefSeq lists its product as uncharacterized. Gene Ontology annotation, cellular component: cytoplasm. NCBI's taxonomy places the organism in Eukaryota, Fungi, Ascomycota, Sordariomycetes, Sordariales, Chaetomiaceae. The record is from RefSeq and is a predicted model, not a curated record. The transcript has 6 exons. Gene Ontology annotation, biological process: regulation of GTPase activity; signal transduction. The annotation marks the transcript as partial.
AUGUCUUCGACGGAAACACCAGCCGCAGCUCCUGAGAAUGGAGUUGUAAACCAACCACCGGCGACGUCAGCGCCGUUGAACGAGGGGACCAAGACCCAAGUGCAAGAUGUAUUGACAUCAGAGAUUGGCAUCUCGGUGAUGCUCAACCGCCUCAAGCAGAGCAUCGCCUCCGCGAAGGAAUUUGCGCUUUUCCUCAAGAAGCGCUCGGUACUCGAAGACGAACACGCCAACUCCCUUAAGAAGCUAUGCAAGACAUCCCAGGACAACAUGCUGCGGGGCGAGCACCGAGGCGGCACCUUUGGCCGCGCGUACGAGGAGAUGAUGGUGGUGCACGAGCGCAUGGCCGACAAUGGGAUACAAUUUGCCAUGUCGCUGCAGACCAUGGCCGAGGACCUGACCGAGCUGUCGCUGGUCGCUGAGAAGUCCAGGAAAGGGUGGAAACAGAGCGGCCUGGCCGCCGAGCAGCGCGUCGCGGACCUCGAGGCCGCCAUGCGCAAGUCGAAAUCGAAAUACGAUGCUCUCGCUGAGGAAUACGACCGGGUCCGGACUGGGGACACCGCGGGCCGUCCCGGUGGAAAGAUGUUUGGCUUCAAGGCACACAAAUCGGGCGCUGGGUACGAGGAGGAUCUUUUGCGCAAGGCCCAGGCCGCGGACCAGGAUUACCAGGGGAAGGUCCAGGUGGCCGCGACGGAGAGGAGCGAGCUGGAGACUAAAACGAGGCCGGAAACGGUACAAGCCCUCCAAGAUACCGUGCGGGAAUGCGACUCCGCGUUGGCGUUGCAGAUGCAGAAAUUCGCGUCGUUCAACGAGAAAUUGGUGUUGAGCAAUGGCCUCAAUAUCAGCCCCCUUAGGCAGGCGUCUGAUACGCGGAGUUUGCGCGAGAGUGUCCUUGCCAUCGACAACGAGAAGGAUUUGAGUGAGUAUCUCAGCGGCCAGCACGUCAGGUUACCGCCCAGGACAGGGCCGCCGAAAUACGAACGUAAUGCUCUUCUUGAUGCGUCGCGGCCGGCGGUCGCUUCUUCGCCAGUAACUGCUCACAACCCACAGCAACAACAGGCCCUCGGCGCUGUGCAGCCGCCGCCAUCGGGCAUCUUCCAAGGAGGGUCUCGUUCCAGUACCUUCUCAGACGCCACGGCCGCUCCGCCGAGCCAGGGGUCCGUCGGCCACAGCUACAAUCAAAGCCUAGGCUCUAUUCCUGUGCUCGGUGGCCCUCCUCAGUCUUCGUCGUCCCAGCACCAGCAUGAGAGGAGCUUUAGUCACGGAAGCGGCUUGAACCAAGGCAAUGGCCCUACUGGCCAACAACCGUACCGUGGCCCGAACGCGCCCCAUCAUCAAAGCCAACCGUCCGGGUCCCGCUUUGACGGCUCGUUCAACUCCACUACGUCUCAGGGGCCGCCACAGCUCGGCGCCUUAUCUUUCCAGAGCCCCCAACCUCAGCAGUCGCAGCAACCGCCCUAUUCGCAAGCAUCAGCCCCGGAAACUACCGCUCCUUCAGCUGCGUUCCAACAACCGCCCAAUAUGAUCGUGCCUCAGUCACACACGCCACCUGCAGGACAGCAAAUGACCCCGCCGCGUCCUGUGUUUGGUAUCACGCUCCCUCAGCUUUAUGAGAGAGAUGGACUGGCGGUUCCCAUGGUGGUGUACCAGUGCAUUCAGGCCGUGGACCUGUUUGGCUUGAAUGUCGAGGGUAUCUACCGGUUGUCUGGCUCGGUACAACACGUCAACAAACUCAAGAACUUGUUCGACACAGACUCUUCCUCCAGCAACCUCGACUUCCGCAACCCCGAAAACUUCUUCCACGACGUCAACAGCGUCGCCGGUCUCCUCAAGCAAUUCUUCCGCGACCUGCCCGACCCCCUCCUAACGCGGGAGAACUACCUCGCCUUUGUCGAAGCAGCCA